Messenger RNA from Scleropages formosus (Asian bonytongue), 1823 nucleotides. RefSeq names its product cdc42 effector protein 2. Gene Ontology annotation, molecular function: small GTPase binding. The coding region runs from base 624 to 1208 and encodes 194 amino acids. Gene Ontology annotation, biological process: regulation of cell shape; positive regulation of actin filament polymerization; Rho protein signal transduction. Gene Ontology annotation, cellular component: plasma membrane; cytoplasm; cytoskeleton. The record is from RefSeq and is a predicted model, not a curated record. The transcript is spliced from 2 exons. NCBI's taxonomy places the organism in Eukaryota, Metazoa, Chordata, Actinopteri, Osteoglossiformes, Osteoglossidae.
UGUCAUUGUCUAAGAGAAGUCCCCACCUGCCCCGCCUCGCUUAAAUUUAGAGUGAGAGAGGGAGAGGUGAAAGAAAUUAUUCCACCUGAUCCCUCGGCCGUCACCUGUACUUUGGACAGUCUGUGCGAGUGCAAACAUACUUCCAUUCACAAACACCACACGCAGACGCGCUUUGAAUGCUGGGUGGGACACAUGACUGACAUUUGAAAAGCAGGAGGACCCAGAUUUUGACAAAUGUAAAAGGUUGUUAAGCAGGGGUGGUGGCUACUUGACUUGCCAGGCACAACGCCAUUACUGCCAGGCACCGGUGAGAGACGAUAAUACCGCCGAUGAUUCUAAAAGGUGGGUAGCCACAGUUAUGGAGCAGUGACAGUUUUGCUUUCACAUCCAUCUGGUGGACAAGCCCCAUCAAGUGAGGAAAGAAGCUGCCAGCGCCGACAGAUAUCAGCCUGAACCUGCCCUCUUGACAGACUAGCUUGCAGCUGUAGGGGACGAACCCAGAGCGGUGCCACACUCACACAGAACCACUGUUGUCAGGCAGGUUGGUUGAACACCUCUAGUCACUCCCAGAAGAGCUGUAUACUACAUUAUCUUGGCUGCAUUUGGACAGGAACUCCAGCAAGAUGCCCCUGAGGCCUGUCAUCCACCGAAAGGUACUAUCGGGUCGCUGGCCUGGAGCCCCACAGAGGCGGAGGGAGCCGUUGACUGUCAACACGAUCAGUCUGCCACUGGGCGAUUUCCGUCACCUGUCACAUGUCAGCAGUCGUAGUCACCGCGACAGUUUUGGGGACCUCGCAUUCCUGAAGAGGGGCCACAAUUUGCUCCUGCACAGCUCUCAAAGUGAGCAGAACCUUAUUCUGGCCUGUGCCCCGCCACCCAAGCCACCCCGACUCAACGUGGCUGAGGAAGAUGCUGGAGGUAGCCCUGACUGGACCGUCAAGGACCACUCCACUGUGAGGCGCAAGAAGUGCAACUCCUUGCCCCUGCUGGAUAGUGAGGAGGGGGAGGAGCUACACUCAGAAGAGGCUGUAGCUGAGAUCAGCAUGAGACAGGACAGCCUCAGCUCAAUCGAAGACACCGAUUCAACCCGGCCAGAUUUAGUCGAAGUCACACAGAAUCAGGAUGACUCCACAUUCUCCUUAGACCUGGACCUGGGUCCCUCAAUCCUGGAUGAUGUCCUGCAGGUGAUGGAAAGGCUCCAUCACUAAAGCCUGGUAGGACAUGCUUGCUGGCUGCAGGCAGUGACUAUUGCUUUUUCUUUGCCCUGAUACUCUAACUCAGGCCAAAAUGAGUUAGGACAGUGGAACUCAUUCUUUGCCAAGUGAACCAGUGGAGACUCCAAACCAGAUGCUAGGCCCCUGAACAAAUCAGGUGAUCUUCUGACAGUGGGCCUGUGGAAGAGAACUGUUGCCUGCUUUGUGGCACUGCACAGAGUCCACUCUGUCAACACCUCCUUCACACUCCAGCCAGAGUUUGGCAGAAAGGCUAUGAGUUAAAGCCAUCAAGAACAUAGUCCUCGCCAUGCAACAAGCCCUGUGUUUUCUAUACUGUGGACAGGACUGAUUACAUCUAUGCACUGUUGCUUGUUAUUGUUGUAACCAAAGUCUUCCUUCCACAAACUUAAGAUCAACAAUCAGAAACAUUUGCCUCAAUGAUUUGAAUUCUGUCUGAAAAAUGUUUGCAAAUUGCUGUCUUCAGCUUAACAUUUCAGCCUUAGGCUGCAAAGUUAAUGGAUCGAAACAUCUGUAUUCUUUUCCAACACAUGUACAUGUAUUAUAGAGAAAGGCGCUAUAUUUUCAGAUACAGCCAAGGGGUUUUUUGUG